AUGUCGAGCACCGAGCAGCAUAGACGGGCCCAAAGCAUUCAGAUCUCGAAAUCGGGCGCACUGUCCCAAGAUACACCAAAAGCCGGCGGAAGGUCCACAGAUGUCCACGUCUCUAAGGCCGUCGCAGGGUCUCUGUUUGACUUCGCUCUCAUUUUGAGCUUAGUCCUCGGUGGAUGCUGCUCCAACGUGUGGUCUUAUGAACACCUUCUCAAAUUGGAUUCGCAUCUAGGAACGACACUUACCUUCUCGCAAAUGUGUUUCAUCACUCUGCAUUCCUUGCCGUCAUUCCUUCGCUGGGAUCAGCAAACAUACACACCACGAUUACAACGGAGACACAUUCCGCUACGUCAGUGGAUUGCCCAGGUCCUUGUCCUCACCUCCAGUUCUUUGCUGAACAAUUGGGCAUAUGCUUACCAAGUCCCUCUUACGGUGCAAAUUGUAUUUCGAUCCGCAGGUCUGGCUGUAUCAAUGCUGUUCGGAUAUCUCUUUUGGAAACGACGAUAUACUCUACCCCAAAUUACUGCUGUCGUCUUCGUGUCUGCCGGGGUGGUCCUCGCAACGCUAUCGCGUCCUUCAUCCCCGAGUCCCGGAUCCUCCGAUAGUCCGCCGGACUUUAGCAAGUACACGCUGGGUAUCGUAAUGAUGACUGUCUCUCUGUUUCUUACGGGCAUCCUCGGCAUGCUUCAGGAGCGUACAUACAGCACAUAUGGUCCCUACUGGAAAGAGGGUGUGUUCUACACUCACCUUCUCUCACUCCCCAUCUUCGUGUUCCUGAUACCCGACAUCAGGCACGGCUUUCAGAGCCUAUCGUCCCAUACUGCGCCUGUCGUGCCAACUCCGAUCUCCGUUACCUCCCUCCUCACAACAUAUGCCCCGUAUUUCGUGCUGGCGGCUAAUCUUAUCACGCAACUGAUGUGUGUCUCUGCCGUGAACCAAUUAACUUCUCGCGUCUCAUCCGUCUCCACGAACCUCGUGCUGACUACGCGCAAAGCAAUAAGCCUUUGCUUCAGCGUCUGGUGGUUUGGUAACGGCUGGAACGCCCAGCUCGGCUUAGGUGCAGGGAUGGUGUUUGCGGGUUCCCUUUUGUACACGUUGGUCAACUCAGGCUCCAAAUCUCACUCCAGCACUGAGUCACCAUCAGGUGGUAUACCUCAGAAGACAAGAAAGAAGAUCGAAUAG
Fibroporia radiculosa is the source of this 1179-nucleotide messenger RNA. RefSeq lists its product as uncharacterized. Lineage: Eukaryota; Fungi; Basidiomycota; Agaricomycetes; Polyporales; Fibroporiaceae. Gene Ontology annotation, cellular component: endoplasmic reticulum membrane; Golgi membrane. The coding region runs from base 1 to 1179 and encodes 392 amino acids. The transcript is spliced from 7 exons. Gene Ontology annotation, molecular function: UDP-N-acetylglucosamine transmembrane transporter activity. The record is from RefSeq and is a predicted model, not a curated record. Gene Ontology annotation, biological process: transmembrane transport.